Molecule: messenger RNA, 1641 nt
Organism: Gryllus bimaculatus (two-spotted cricket)
Lineage: Eukaryota; Metazoa; Arthropoda; Insecta; Orthoptera; Gryllidae
Source: the annotation of a GenBank genome assembly
CUUCUGGCUCUCCAGCGCGGUGGAUACAGAAUCCGAUCAUCACCGGAUGAAGAGAGUGCUUCGGGGCCCAGCAGCAUCGUUCCUCGCUCGGCUUCAGCGAAUCGGAACAGAACGGAUUCGGACGCAGCGUGCGCCGUGUUUAGUGCGCCUGGGCUCAAUCAGGAGCGCGAAAUGGGCAUCCCUGCUGUAAACCACCAAUUUGAAAUUAGAUUACUUCAAAAACUAAAUUGCCCGUCUUCCAAAGAGAAUAUGGUAAUCAAUAAGUCCAUCCUCUCCACGUAUGCGGGUUGCUCCGCCACCGCCUCCACCGCCGCCGCCGCCUCACCCGUCACCGUCACCACCGCCGCCACCGUCACCACCGCCGCCACCGUCACCACCGCCGCCACCGUCACCACCGCUGUUGCCGUUACCACCGCCGCCGCCGCCGCCGUUGCCGCCACCGCUGCCACCGCCGCCGCCGCCGCUGCCGUUCUCUUUCUCUCCCACCCCCAAGGCAUCUCCCCAUCCUGGCCGUGGGUUCUCUCCUCACUUCUCACUCUCUUUUAUGCCCUCUAUUCCAAACCCAGAGCUCGUCACGGGCGCGAGCUGCCAGACAACCUGCGCCAGAAGGUGCUGUCGGACGGCACGCUCAUCAUCAACGACGUGCAGCAGGCGAGCGACUCGGGGGUGUACACGUGCUUCGCCAGCAACAAGCAGGGCCACAAGGCGCGCCGCAACGGCGAGGUGUCCGUCAUCGUUCCCCCCAAACUUAGCCCAUUUACCUCUGACAGAACGCAGCACGUGGGCGAGCGCGCCAGCCUCACGUGCUCCGUCACCAAGGGGGACCUCCCGUUGACCAUCAGCUGGCUCAAGGACGGUACUCCCAUCGAAUCCGCACAGAGGGUGUCCGUCACCCAAAGCACAAUGGCAACUAUUCUUGCGUCGCACGCAACCUCGCGGCAGAGGUCUCGCAUACCCAGCAGCUCAUGGUCAAUGGUAAACAGCGAUUGGCGUCACGCAGCUACUUUUCUACUUCUCUUUUUCUGCUCUCAUGUUUUUUAUUCUUCUUCUAAUCUUUCAGUUCCUCCUAUAAUUGAGCCUUUUUCCUUCCAAGACGGGCUUUCCGAGGGCAUGCGUACGCGCAUGAUGUGUAGCGCCAGCCGCGGGGACUCCCCGAUCGCCUUCACGUGGCUCAAGGACGGCGGCGCGCUAUCGCCGCGCAUGGGCGUACUCGUCUCCACCCUUGACAAUUACACUAGCCUCCUGAGCAUUUCUAGCCUCUCUUCCGCCCACUCGGGCGAUUACACGUGCGUAGCCUCCAACCCGGCCGCCGAGGUCAGGUACACGGCCAAGCUGCUGGUCAAAGUGCCGCCGCGCUGGGUGGUGGAGCCCAGCGAUGUGGCCGUGGAGCGCAACAGACACGUCAUGCUGCACUGCCAGGCGCAGGGCGUGCCGGAGCCCACCAUCGUGUGGCAGCGGGCCAGAGGGAGCAAAGGGUCUGGAGACUACGAGGACAUUCGUGAAAGAACCUACACCAAAGUCCUCAGCAAUGGCUCCCUGCUACUGCAAAACGUGAAAGAGGACAGGGAGGGGUUCUACCUCUGCCAGGCGAAGAAUGGCAUCGGCUCCCCCAUCGACAAGAUGGUGCAGGUCAAAGUCAAC